Molecule: messenger RNA, 939 nt
Organism: Meira miltonrushii
Lineage: Eukaryota; Fungi; Basidiomycota; Exobasidiomycetes; Exobasidiales; Brachybasidiaceae
Product: putative signal peptidase
Exons: 3
Coding region: 347-874 (175 amino acids)
Cellular component (GO): membrane; signal peptidase complex
Molecular function (GO): serine-type endopeptidase activity
Source: RefSeq, a predicted model, not a curated record
GCAAUCUCCGUAAAUUCAAGAUUCUUUUCAGAUCGAUCACAGUCCUGCAUUACCAUCAAGUGUUCAAGUGAGAGCCUUGUCCCCGUGAUCGUGCAUUCAAGCCCGGGAUAUGAUAAGCCAUGGUAAGUGGUCAAGGCGCGCUAAUUUAUCAAAGCUUCCUUCCCUACGUGUUACUUUCUUCGCGAGCUUUAUUUUGAAGGGUUACUUUGAUGAACACUGCGCCAGCGCUGAGAAUGCGCCUUCUUUUACGCCAAAAGAGACGUUCAAUUUCACCUUGUAACCUUUCCACCUCUCUACAUUCUCUUUUACCUACUUGCCUACAAACCUUCAAGUGACAUCAGACAAGAUGUUGUCAUCUUUGCAAGGCAUGAACGUACGUUCAGCUUUGAUGCAAGCAUUAAACUUCUUAACAGUUCUUUCGACCGCAUUAAGCAUGUGGAAAGGUUUAUCCUACUUAACAGAUACCGAAUCACCAGUUGUGGUCGUUUUGAGUGGAUCGAUGGAACCGGCAUUUUAUCGUGGUGAUUUGUUGUUUUUAUCAAUGCCAAACGAACGCUUUCGUGUUGGAGAUAUUACGGUGUAUAAAAUGCCACAAGCUGAUAUUCCAAUCGUUCAUCGUGUUCUCGAAGUUCAUGAUAUCCCGGGAGAUGAAAAGGAUCAGUUAAUCCUCACAAAGGGAGACAAUAACGACCGAGACGAUUUAGGACUGUACGAUGGCCCACUUUGGCUGCGUCGCAAGAACAUCAUUGGAAAAGUGAGAGGAUAUGCACCUUACGUUGGAUACGUAACAAUCUUGCUGAACGACUACCCCAAGCUCAAGUAUUUGCUAUUGGGAGGAUUAGCUCUCUCAUUAUUGUUCUCAAAGGAAGGAUGAUAGCCAGAAUAGACGCUGAUGUGACUGAUGCUUUUAUGAUGAAAUGCAUUGUAUUGUACAUUGUG